ACAUCAGACAUUUGACAACAAUCGACUUGUCAUUUCAAUUGAUUUUAAUCAUCGUGUCAAAUUAAACUCGUGGGUUUGUUUACUUAAAAGUUGAAUAAAAGCGUAUAAAAAAUAUUGUAGAAAUAAGUAAAGAUUUAUAUAAAAAUCAUAUAAGACUUCAGGAUGAAUAAGGUUUUGGAGAAGAUUUGUGAAGUGGAUCCCAAUGAUAGUGAUGCUGUAAAAGAAGCAGUUUCGACAUUUUGCAGUAAUCUACCUAAUCAGACAAGAACAGAUGCCCACAGAUGGCUGCGCGCGUUAGAAGACGUGAUAAACCGUUUUCCGAAGUUUUGUGGAUCACAUCGCCCUACCAUAGAGAAGUAUGUGGCUGAUUUUCUAAAGUCGAGCAACUAUUACAAUGUUAUUGAAGCUGCUAAAUGCGCACAAGCCUUGCAACAGGUAAAACCAUCACAAGAUAAAGGGGCAACACCGAAAGCCUGUUGGAGGGAACAGAUGCUCCUGUUAUGUAAUGCAGCUCAUUCAUUAAUUGAGAAUCUAUUUGCAAACUCAAUUAGCGCACACAAGAAAUCUGAUAAAGGAGAGGGACAAGACGCACAACUUCUCUCAAACACACCUUUAACAAUAGCAUUACAAAAUAUUACUAAAAUUCCAAAAAGAAAUACGAACAUCGCUCAGAACAAAAAGACAGCUAUUUUUAUAAGAUUAAGAAACAUAUUUGUAUUCAUACAGGCAAUGCUUGUUGAAAUUUAUCCGGUAGCAAAACCCAUAAGGCCACAGACAAUAUUAGAAGUGGUAUUACAAGUUGUUAGUGUAACUGACGGAGUUAACAAUGUAGGUUUAGAGAACUUAGUUGGUGUAAAAACUGAGGCUUUGAAAACAUUGGAUGCACUAGUGGCAUGUUUAGGUGCCAACCUCGUGCCUUUUUCGCCUUUGGUAUUUAGAUUCAUAAUGCAGACACUUCGGUGGAGUUCGGAAAGUGAAUCAAAAGAAUAUGAGAAAGUAAGAUGCGCAGCAUACAGCAGCCUCGUACGAUGGCUAAGAGUACUUCACGUACAUAAGCCGUCGCAUGAGGGCAGAGGGAAGCUGUGGGAGGAUGAAUUGACUGAACACAUAAUAUCUGACAUCACACCACCUAAACAAGUCAUAGAACUUAAUGUUAACGCUGCAAUACCAACAAAGAAUCUAAGUAAAAAAGCGAAAAGGAAACUGGCAAAUUCUAUGCUUCAAGAAAGUUCUAUGGCAGUACACAUACCGGGCGAGAAAAAAAAGAAUAAUUUAACUGGAGAAUUAAGUGAUGAAGUAGCUGUUGCUGCAUUGGAAUGUGCUGAAACUUUAUUUAUUACUUGUGGGAUAUUUUUAAAACCUGCAACUCAUAAGGUGUUCCAAGAGCGUCUAGUCCGUGAAUGCUUCGUGCUAGAAUCCUACAGCUCGUCCCGGGCCUUAGGUUUGCUGCGAGCGUUAGAGGCAGCUCGUCGAGGUGUCCCGCCCAGCAUACCGCCACCCACCAGCUACUGUCUGCAACUCUACAGCAGCCUGCUCGCACAGAACUCAGAGAUAUCCCAAUUCUGUUCCCAAGCAUUAUUAGACAUCAGAUUACAGUUGCAUUGUUCGCCUCCAUCACUCAACUUCGCGCUAGAAAUACAACCUGAGAUUAAAAAGAGAGCAGAAGAAAAAAGGAACACAAUAUCAAAGAGGAACAGACAAGUCCUAGAAUCUUUAUUAGGUGCAGACAGAAUGCCAGCAGAAAACAUGGACGAAGAUGUCAUAAGCAUACCAGAUGAGCCUAUAAGUAAAAAGUCACGUCAAGACACCGAACCUGAUCAAAUCAGUCUGAGCAGUGCAUCAGUUAAAUCCAUUGAUGGCAGCUAUGAAUCGGAUGUAGAAGAUAAUGAUGAAGAAAAUGACAGAGUCGUGGAAAGCAUUACAAGUAAUGAAGAGAAUAUCUAUGAUAUUGAAACAGUUGUUGAAAUAACACCUCAAAAUGAAUCUGAAGAUUCACAAGACGUCACUGACAGAAUCGAACGGAACGUAACUGUCAUGAUUGCAGAAGAUAUUGAAAAUGUACUCUCAAAUGUUGAAAAUGAAGAUAAUAUGAGUCAACCAAUUGUUGCCCAAACAAAUAAAACUAUUGAGUCAAAUGUUGAUGAUAAAAAAGUAGUAACAGAUGUAAAAGAUUCGGAAGAUGUAGAUAAGACUCCUGAAGUAGACAAAUUAGAGGCUACCGUAAAAGAUACAAGCAAUGUACCAGUAGGUACCAUUAACGAUGACAUAAGUCAGCAAACUACCAUUGUAGAUAUUGAUGAACAUCUUCCAAACACAAAUGAAACUGAUGACUCUGACCUUACUUGUGGACAAGCUUGUGUGAGUUCUCAAGUCACAGUUGAAAAUAUUGAAAUAGAACCGAAGUUAGAUGAAGGUAACAAAGACAAUGAUAUUCCGAAAGAAAACGGAAUUCCAAGUUCUCCAGAAAAGAUAUGUGAGAAUGGAGAUGUUAAUGUAGAAGCAGAAAGUGCUCCUAGUAAAACAGUUGAAAAGAAUGACAGUUUAACUGUUGAAGACAUGUUAGCUGAUUUUGUUGAUGAAGUAAUUGAGGAGAGCAAAACUGAAGCUUAAUUAAUAUGUGCCAAGAUUUAGGAUUUGAGAAAUAUUCUUAAUAUGCUUAAUCCUAAAAAAAGCCUGUAUCUGUAAUUCCCAUUAAAUUCAUAAAGAUAUUAUGUGCUUAACUUAAUGAUAGUGUCAAAUGCUAUGUAACAGAUCUAAUUAUUCCUGUACAAUAUUUUUGCCAAUAAACAUUUGCAAUAA
Manduca sexta (tobacco hornworm) is the source of this 2799-nucleotide messenger RNA. RefSeq lists its product as uncharacterized. The record is from RefSeq and is a predicted model, not a curated record. NCBI's taxonomy places the organism in Eukaryota, Metazoa, Arthropoda, Insecta, Lepidoptera, Sphingidae. Gene Ontology annotation, cellular component: nucleus. Gene Ontology annotation, biological process: rRNA processing. The coding region runs from base 163 to 2610 and encodes 815 amino acids. The transcript is spliced from 13 exons.